UUCCAACCAAUUAAUGCUGCCUUAAUUGAGUCCAAUUACUCAUUCAGCCAUAUGCGUUUAACUGCAUCGAAGCACCGAAUAUAAGAAAAUUUUUAUUUAGACAAUGCGGGUCACCAUAGACGUCGGGUCACCAUUGUGCACAAACCUGCAUCCCUAAUUCAGCAAAUAAUUUAACUAAUUAUAUAAUCAAGAUCUGAGGCUGGAAUGAAAACCUGCAUACACACGGCCCUCCAUGGCACGAGUUUGACACCACUGGUUUAAGCUGUGAAUUGGGUCUGAAUUAGUUGCUGAUGGUAAGGCGAAAACAACCUAGCGGACUACGGACCUCUUUGGUUAGGGUUGAAAACUACUGCAAGUGAAUGACAAUCAUGUAAGGUGCUGCUUAGACUUGAGUAAAGAUAUCGAUAAACUAACUACUAGAAUUGACUUGGCUUAAUGAUAAAACCCUCCUCACCUGUGCUGGUCGCGUGUGGGUAGAUUUUUUUAACUUCAUGUUUCAAGUUAACGGCCACAUCUCAGCGCUCGCCUAAUAGACUACCCCACAAGAUAAAUUCGGGACUUUAAUUUGAGAAACGUUGUGGCUUCAGAGGCUAAAAAUGUGUUUUUAAUGAAAAACUGCAAAUCCCCGUCAGUGGAUUUUCGUCAAGACGAAAGUCCGCGGUCUUCUUAUUGUUGCAAAUGACCAAAAUAAAAACACGAACUCCUACAACGGAGCGCUAGCCCUCGGAACAAUGGAUGCAAACCGAUGAAGGCAGGAAGCCAAAGGUUGCUUCCAGCUAUGUAAGGUGUUCCGGCCGCAGGACAUGGAGAUAGAGCAGUGCCUGCUGGACUCCCUCCCGCUGGGCCAGCGGCAGCGGCUGGUGAGGCGCAUGCGCUGCGAUCAGAUCCGGGCGUACUACCAGCGCGAGCAGGCCCUGCUCAGGCCCCGCCCCAAACGCGGGGGGGAACGCAAGGUCCGGUUCGGCCUGGCGGACGCUCUGCAGGACGCCAUCGCGCGCCACGACGACCGGGAAGUACUGAGUCUGCUGAGGGAGGGAGCUGACUGCAAUACACACACCCCCUCUGGAGGAUCACUGCCCAAUACGCGCACCCCCUCUGGAGGAUCCCUGCUGCAUCUGUGUGCUCACCAUGACAACAGCUUUGCUGCGGAGCUGCUGAUUGGCUGUGGGCUGGACGUGGACCUGCAGGAUGAGGACCAGUGGACCGCGCUGCACGUAGCGAGUGCCUGCGACCACUCUGACACCGCCCUGCUGCUGCUGCUGGGCGGGGCCAACGCGCUGCUGCAGGACGUUAACGGGAACAUUCCGCUGGAUUACGCCCCGGACGGGUCCGAAACCAGGCUCAUUCUGCAGACGCACCUGGAGGAGAAAGGUGUCGACUGGGCUGCUCUGCGCUGUGUGAAGAUGCAGAGGCCUGCCGUCAUGCUCUCUGACGUCCAGCAGCUGGUGGCGACCGAGGGGAGUGUGAACCAGAGCAACGACGACGGGGUCACUCUGCUGCAUAUAGCCUGUGCCAGCGGCUACAGGGACGUGGUCUCCCUGCUGCUGCAGAGUGGUGCUGACCCACAGCUGGCUGACGGUAGCUACUGGACCCCUUUACACCUGGCUGCUAAAUACGGACAGAGCGACAUCGUUGGCCAGCUUCUGGAUCAACAUGCUAACCCCACCCUCCUAAACUGCAACCUGGACAGACCCUCAGGUGUCGCUGCCACCGCUAACAUCGCCAAAAUUCUCCAGAGGGCGGAAGAGAGCUGGGAACUGAGGCUGACGGACCCCUCCGCCCCAAUGCUGACGUCACAUCAGCUCUGCAAAGAGAUUUCCCAUGAUGCCCCAGUGCCCGCAAAACUCAGUCUCCCCCUUGCCAUCCCCAUCUCCAAACGGGACAGCCUCCUGGAGAGGGACACCAUGUUUCGGGACUUUUCCGGCAGUGUGACCCGUGGCCCCUCCCAUGAGAACGGCGUCGACAGCCACCUGACCUCACGCGGCGGCAAACCGGAACAGGUCAGGCUCAUGCCCCCGGCCCCCAGCGAUGACCUGGCCUCCCUCAGCGAGCUGACCGACAGCAGCCUUCUCUACGAGAUGCAGAAGCGCUUCGGAAACGACCAGAUCUACACUUACAUUGGCCAUAUUCUUCUGCUGGUGAAUCCCAACAAGGAAUUGCCUAUUUAUUCCACACUGGUGAGUCAGUUGUACCUGAGCUCCACUGGGCGUCUCUGCUCCUCCCUCCCUCCGCACGUCUUCUCCUCGGCUGAGAGGGCGUAUCACAUGAUGCUGCAGGAGCGCCGGCCGCAGUGCUUCAUUCUCAGUGGGGAGAGCGGCUCGGGGAAGACCGAGGCCUGUAAGCACAUAGUGAAGCACCUGCUGGCUCGGUCCAGCCAUAAGAGCUUCCCCCUGGAGCUCCGUAUGAAGCAUGUCAACUGCAUCCUGGAAGCAUUUGGCCAUGCAAGGACCGAAAUGAACGACAACUCCAGUCGUUUCAUAAAGUUCCUGUCUCUGCAGUUCUGUGAGAAGAAGAGAACUUUAGCUGGAGCAAGGGUGUAUACCUAUGUCCUAGAGAAGUCACGUGUCACCUCCACACAAAAUCAACAGAACUUCAAAGUGUUCUACCUGAUGACUGAGGGUAUGUCGUCAGAGGAGAAAAGUGGAAUGCACCUGAACAGUGUGCUGACACACAGGUACCUGAGUGGGGGUGACGUGGGAGGGACCAGCAGCACCCAGAGCAGAGAGACCAGCAGCACCCAGAGCAGAGAGACCAGCAGCACUCAGAGCAGAGACCAGCUGACUGCACUGAGACAAGCUCUACGAGCACUGGGCUUCAGCAAUAUGGAAGUGGAGAACCUGUUUGUGAUUCUGUCGGCGAUCGUUCUCCUGGGAGAUCUGCGCUUCGCGCCGGCGGGCGAGCACGAGACAGCCAGCGUGUCGGACCCGCGUCUGCUGGAGAACGUGUCAGAGUUGCUGCAGGUAGUCCCGGAGGACUUGUGGUCCGCCCUGACGUCUGACGUCCGGUACUCCACAGGUGACGUUGUCACGAGGCGGCACGCGGCAGACGCGUCGAGUCUCUGCAGGGAUCUGCUGGCAAAGUCCCUGUACGGCCGCGUCUUCAGCUACCUGGUGAACCACAUCAACUGCUACCUGCAGCAAGAGGAGGCGGGGCUUGGGGAUCCGGAACUUGAGAUCGGAAUCCUGGACAUCUUUGGAUUCGAGGAAAUCCGGAGAAAUGGCUUUGAGCAGCUCUGCGUGAACAUGAGCAGCGAGAGGCUCAGGCAGCACGUCACCGAGGUGCUGUUUCUGCAGGAGCAGGCCGAGAGCCUGCGGGAGGGGGUCGCUAUGGAAACGCUGCACUCUCCAGGCAACCAGCCCGCGGUGCUGGACUUCAUUUUCCAGGAACCUCAGGGUCUUCUCUUGGUUUUGGAUGAGGAGAGCCAGGCUCAGCAACCCAAUGAACAAAACCUGUACAAGAAGAUUCAGGCUCAGCUGGAUGCAGCUAAUGGCAACAGCAUCAAUGCCAUCUCCCUGACAACCAAGGAUGGCAACGGCAACCCCCCGCCUCAGGACCAGGGCCCAUCCUUCACAGUCAGGCACUACGCGGGCAAAGUAACCUAUGAUCUCACCGGCUCAUUGGAGAGAAACAAGGACGCUCUGCCUCAAAACCUCCUCUUUCUCAUGAAAUCCAGCGAGAAUGUGCUCGUCCAUCAAGUGUUCCGGUCCAAACUGACCCGGACCGGAUCGCUGGUCCCGUCGCGACACCACCUCAGGCCCCGGGGGUCCUCCGCAGCUCCCAAACCCACCCCUCUCCUCCCCUCCGUGGGCCAGGACCCAAAGAACAUUCUGAAUCUGAGGAGGGUCUUGCGGAAGGAGGGAGGCUCGUCCCUCCUGCAGGGGCAGGAGCGCUACGGACCUGCGACCGUGGCGGUCCAGCUCAGGAACUCUCUCUCCGAGAUCAGCGCCAAGCUGCGGGCCGGCGCGCCUCACUUCGUCCAGUGCGUCAAACCCAACGGCGCCCGGCGGCCCGAGUCCUUCGACCGGUCCCACGUCUCCGCCCAGCUGCAGUACGUGGGGGUCCUGGAGAUGGUGAGGAUGAUCCGGUACGGGUAUCCGGUCCGGCUGCCAUUCGCUGGGUUCCUGGCCCGAUACAGGGAGCUGGUGGAAACCACGCUGGGUGACCAGAGCAACCUGCCUCCUGAGGAGAAGUGUCAGCUCAUCCUACAGAAAUGCCAGCUCCAGGGAUGGCAGAUGGGCGGGACUAAGGUGUUUCUGAGGUACUGGCAGGCUGACCAUCUCAGUGACCGUUGCCAUCAGUUACACCGGAGGAUUGUCUUUUGCCAGAAAGUGGUUAGGGGCUGGCUGGUGAGAAGGAUGAGCGAUUCCCAGCGGGAGGCCUGCAGUAUCCAGCGUUUCCUGCAGGGGGCAGAAGACCAGGGACUGCAGGCCUACGACAGUCUGGUCAUCCAGAACGCCUCAGACAUCGCCCGCGAGAACGACCGUGUCCGCAACGCGCUGAACGGCUCCCACGCCGCAGAGAGGCCGGAGCCGCUGGGCAAGGAGGAGGAGCCACUCAGCCGGGCCUCGGAGUCGAGCGGAAGGGCCCAGGACGGCGUCGCCGGGGGGGGCCGGCUGAUCAGGCAUUACCGCAGCAGCUCCGGGCCCCUCCCCCUCGCCCUGGAGAACUUGGUACAGUCCGCCGCUGCAUCGUCAGUCAAGACGGCCUCCCGAGAGCCGGCCAGCGAGGACGGGGGAGGCGGCGGCAGCAGCAGCCUGCCAUCGCCGCGGAAACAGCCCCCCCCAAAACCCAAGAGGGACCCCAGCACCAGGCUGAGCGCCUCGUACGAGGCCGUCAGUGCCUGCCUGGCCCUGGGCCUCAAAGAGACCCCCAUGGACGAGCUUUCCAAGCCUCGGCCGCACAGCGACGACUACACCGCCAGGAAGGUCCCGCCCCCGAAACCAAUACGCAGCCCCAACACCAAGCUGACGGGCUCAUUCGAGGAGAUCUGCCCCCCGCGCCCCACCGAGAUCAAGCUGUCCUGCGUCUCCAAGGGGGGGCCCGGCUCGGGGCCCCACAGCGGCGUGUUCAGCCUCUACCGCCCCCCGGAGGAGGACGAGGUGUACAUCGAGAUGGCGGCAAGCUCCAAGACCGCCACCGCCCCCGCCGCCACCGCCGAGCCGGGUGAGGCCGUCUACGAGGAAAUGAAGUAUUUCCCACCGGAGGCCGUAGCCGUGGUGACGAAGGCGGCUCUGGCAAAUCGCGUGGCGUUCUCUCCUCCCCAGACUCUGGAGAUCAGGAAGCCGUCGGAGUACCUUCCUGUCCCGGGCGCUCGAGAGAUCCCGCCCCCCUUCCCCAACCUGCUGCCCCACCGGCCCCCCCUGCUGGUGUUCCCCCCGUCCCCCCCGGCCCGCUCCCCCACCUCGGACGAGUCCCCCCUCACCCCUCUGGAGGUGAAGAAGCUGCCGGUUCUGGACACCAGCCUGAGCUACCCGGCGCAGAGUGAGGGCAGCAGCCCGAUCUCGCCCCAGUACGCCCGUCAGAGGGCCGACUCCUCCCCCAGCCUGUUCGCGUUCAUGCCAGACAAAUCCACCCCGCCCCUCACCCCUCCCCCAUCUCAGGCCCCGCCCCCUUACCGACCCCCCUCCCACUUCUCCUUCCCCCCCGAGGGGCCGUUGUUGACCCGCGGGGGGUCCCUGUCCUCUGACUCCCCCAGACUGUCCCAGAGGGGCCACCAGGGUCCGGAGGAGCCCCCCCUGGGUCCCGGCAGGCCCCCGUUCUCCCCCGUGAAGACGGGGCGUCCCGAACCCCGACGGGCGCACUCCUGCUCCUCCUCCCCGCUGCUCUUUAACCCCGCCUCCUCCCGCCCCCUCACCAGCCCGCUGGACGAGCUCACCACCCUGUUCAGCGCCGGCCGCACCCUCCUGCGCAAGUCGCCCGCCGGCAGGAAGAUCCGCGAGUCGGGGUUCAACUCCAACAUCAACCUGUCGGGACGGGAUGAAUCUGGCAUGACCUCUCCCUCCCCCCAGCUCCAGGACAAGAAUGCGAACAACCACGCCGCCCCCCACCACCACCACCCGCACCUCCACUGCCCCCUGCUUCCUGAGAAUGGCAACCAGCUCUCCAACGGCUCGCUGGAAGAUGAGGGUCAUCCCAGGUUGAAUGUCUCUGCGACUUCUUCCCUCCACAGACACCUGGAUAGCCAUCACAGCCAGGUGACGCCGCAGAUGAGGCUGUCGCAGAAGAGCGCCGCCCUGCAGGAGCUGCUGGAGUGGCGCAGGACUGACUGGCAGCGCCUGCUCCACGCCGUGGAGCGUGAGCCUGGCUCCACCCCUCCCCCGCUCUGCAAGAACAGCUCCGGCUUCCCGUAACGGUCCCUCUUUCAGCCAAUCAACAUUCACCUGCUGGUGCUCUGCCCUCUCUCUCUCUCCUCUCUCUCUCACCCACCUGACUCUUACUCCUCUAUUUCUUUCCCCCCCUCCCUCUUCUCUCUCCCUUUCCCUCAUUUGCCUCUCCCCCCUCUCUCCCUCUUUCUCUCUCCUCUUCUGUCCUCUCUUUCUCUCUCUCCCUCCCUCCCUCUCUCUGUCUCUGACUCCAAGCCAAAUACUGUGAGAGGCGCAGGUGGUGUCUGACCCCGGUGUAGAAUGAGCGGCUGAAUCACGGUCUGCGGUGUGUCUGUCCUUUUUCACACGUUCCCCUGCAUCAUGGAGACUGAUCCACGGGCGCUGGGGUCCUGUGGCUUUUCAAAAAGACUUCAUCUUUCUCUGCAGACAACACUCUCACACACUCUAUUGGUGCUGAAUGCAUUUAAUGGGCAUUUCUGACGUCUCUGAAGUUUACAGACAGCCAUUUGUGAUGAGCUCAGGAGCUUCUCGAAUCGUGAGACAGAGGUACAGCUUCAGGGAAGGCCAGCGACUCCACAAGCUCUCAGCUGGAGACUAGAGACCAGCCUUGGCCUUGGCCCACAGACAGUCGCACGCGCAAUGCACACCUGCACACACACACCCAGACAUGCCCACACACACACACACGCGCGCACACACACACACACACAUGCCCACACACGCACACACACUCACUCACAGAUGGACAGUGCGCUUCAGUGCGAUGAGUGUAAACCAACAAGAGGGAGGCUUCAUACACUCUGAGUUGGGAUGGAGUCAUCAGAAGAACCCAAACGUAUUAGAGCCCUGUAUAAAAGUAUGUCUAUGUCCCCAUGGUUUUCCACGGUCUCCUCAGAAAGGGGAUUGAGGCUCUUCUCAGUCCGCACCCUAAAGCACCGUAGCGAAGCUACUGGUGUUAAACCAACUCUCACGGUAUCCAGUAGGGACGGUAUCUACUGUAUUAGAGUAUUCUGUCAGAGUCGAUUCUACUCUGAGGUUUUUGCAGUGCACGUUAAGCCGGCUCUGUUACGUCCACUCUGAUCCAGAGUCGCUCUUGGGAGAUGUAAGGUGCCAAGCGCCUCCCCAAAUUCAGGAGUGAUAUCGCAGGAGGUCUGCCAAUGACUGCUCCUCUUGGAACUGAAGUCAGCCAUGGGAGUUUUUUUUUUUUUUUUUAAUCCUGUGAAUAUAAUUUUAAUGUGGAAAACGAUAUAAUCCAUAGAUAUGCGUCAUGUUAAGCCCUUCUAGGGUUCACGAUGGAUAUAUUUAUGUGGAAAUGAUGUUAGCUAAGAAAAGCCCCCCCCAGUAGCACAAGCGUGGGUAAAGCACACUGUUAGAAACUGUGCUGUGUAGGUUUGAUCAGCCUUGGAUGCAUUUACUCAAACACAAGCCUGUAUGCAGCACAACGUGCUCCUGUUCCAAUCGAAGGGGGGGGUCAAGCUGUGGUCCUGAGGGUCCUCCUAUCUGCACAUAUUCCUUUCUGACUUUUGUAUUUGCAGGUUUUUGUCGAUUCCACUCAGUCAGCAGCCAAUUUAAGCCUUGAGAACAGGGUGUGCAGAUUCCUUUACCCGAUCCAUGACUUAAAUUUAAGCACUUGAGGGCAAGAGCACGAAGGAAAACCAGCGGAUGCAGUGGUCCUCCGGAAUCUGAGUUUUACGCCCCUGCGGUACGAUAAUCCUCUCGCUCGUACAAGGGUAACUCGGAAUCAGGCCCCAGCUUAGAGAAGAAAGUCCAUCAGACGCUUCACCUCUGUCUCUGAAGCUUUCGAUGGACUGCAGUGGCUUAACCGGUGAUCCCUGAUUGGCCACUGAUUUGGUCUCUGAUAGGCUGCUGCAGGCUAGGCAAUGGUCUCUGAUUAGUCACAGCAGCGUAAGCAUACCUUCGAGAAGGGUCAUGCACAGAUGUGAGCCACAGAUUCCUUAGACUCACCAGAUGCUCGGUUCCAUAUUCUCGGCAGAAAAAGAUCCAUCUCAUUCCAAUUUGGCUGCGUCUCCUGACGAUUCUUUAAGAGGCGUGACCAAGGACCAAUAGUCUUGCAUGCUCUGUUCUGUUAAAUAGGACAGGAAUAUCCUGUAGUUAGGAAGCAGCAUCUGAUUAGUUAUACCAGCAUCUGGUAUGUCUAUAUAAUCUCUGGUAGAACUUAAGGUUAAAAUAUUCCAUCCAAUCACGAAGAGAGAGGCUGGACGGACUUUCUGAUGCACCUCAAAGCAACAUCACCUUGAACUGUAGAUCUCUCUCCAUGACAUUUGUCUUAUUAAUUCUGGCAAAUGCAAAAUAAAUUUUUUUUAAAUCGUGCACCCAGAAAUACAACACAUGCCAAUGUACACAUGUACGUACAUGCGAUAGAAAUCCUUGGUUCUUGUUUACAAGCGGAGUGCGUGAACAGGUUUAAUCCCAAACCACGUGGAUGCGUAUUUUCAUGGUGCUAAGGUGCGUGAUUUUGCGUGGAAGUUGCGUGGAAACAUUCCCAAAUUUAGGCACAGUCUGGACCGUGCACAUCUGUAUGCUUCUGAUUCGGUUGCCAUUUUGCUGGUCAGAGGGGUGGCCCUGCCGCCUUUUGACACACACAAUGUUGUGCGCGGUUGAAAAAUCCUUUUCAUUUGACUUUUUCCCAGUGAGCUGAAUUGUAUAUGGGCUCUUUGUGCCAAGAGGGGAAAACCUUAGGCUGUACGUAUACAUUCCAGUGAUAGAUGUCAGACCAUGAGCAGGCUGGGCUAUUUGAAGCCUUGGGUUUCAUAUAAGCCCAAAAUGACUAUUUCCAUGCCAGCUGUUAAAAGUGGAAAACAGUUUGUAUAUGUCAAUAGAUUUAGAGUUAUGGUUUUUCUAAACAUUUGGAUUACGUUAACUUCCCAGCUUUGGAAAGAGAGUGAUAUGUUGUCACUCGGGAAAGAUAACUGACAGCACAGAUCUCCCAGUUUUUCUCUCUUGUGAUGGUGGGUUUCUUGCCUCCAAUAAUUUUUAUUUCUGAAAGUGUCUGGCUGUCCGAUAUGAAAUGAAAGUAUAAGUGGGCUUAUGACACUGCCAAAACAUUUAAAGAAAGCUUUUGUUUUUUUAAAAACCCUGGGCAUUAUUAUUUACAUUCACUUACAAAUUCAGCAAAGAUUUCAUGGUGUCAGGUGGAUUCUAUCGUUAUGUGCUACAUGCAUACAUUCCCCAUUUAAAGCUAACCUUUAGUGUUUUCUAGGCAAUAUUCAAGUAGUGUUAACAAGCACAGUUUUGAAGUAUUAUACUAUUUCCGGUUAGUACAAUGUAUUAAGAUAGAAACAAUAGUAGGGAAUAUCACUGUGAAUCCAUACAUGUGAAAACAUUCCACACCCUGUGCAUGAGAUCAAAUUUUUACACUCUUAACUCCUCACACCAUUGGUUAAUGAGGCCCCCUCCCCCAUGUGCUGUGACCGUAUGAGCACGAAUCGUGUCGGAUCUCCUGUAGAUCUCAGCGAACAUGAGUACGAAUCGUCUCAGAUUCCCAGUACAGUCAGUCCUUUAUUUCUCACCUGUGUGUGCAUGGUCAUGUCUGUGAUGCUCUCAUUCCUACGGGUGCUAAAUAUUUUCACCCGGGUGAAAUUGGCAGACCUGUCUUGCCGCACUCAGAUUGCGGCCGAAAUGCUGGCCCAAGGUUCAGAGACGCUGUAUGAAUUCUCUCAAUACAAGGUCACUGCGAUCAUACGCCAUACCCCACGUUCGAAACAGCAAAACGUUCUGCUGCUUUUUAAUUGUUGCUCUCUCUCUCCCUCUUUUUUGUAAAUUAAAUGCAAGUUUUUGUUCCACUUAAAUGUGUGUGUGGGGGGGGGGAGGGGGAUAAAGCGUGUCUUGUUGUGUAUCUUGUUUUGGCUGUUUUAUAUAUGAACUCCUGUACAGCAAUAAAGCACAGAUGUGUGGGU
This is a messenger RNA of Anguilla rostrata (American eel), 10240 nucleotides long. RefSeq names its product unconventional myosin-XVI-like. Gene Ontology annotation, molecular function: actin filament binding; cytoskeletal motor activity; protein phosphatase binding. Gene Ontology annotation, biological process: neuron projection morphogenesis; negative regulation of G1/S transition of mitotic cell cycle; phosphatidylinositol 3-kinase/protein kinase B signal transduction. The record is from RefSeq and is a predicted model, not a curated record. Gene Ontology annotation, cellular component: perinuclear region of cytoplasm; nucleoplasm; myosin complex. Bases 804 to 6350 code for a protein of 1848 amino acids. NCBI's taxonomy places the organism in Eukaryota, Metazoa, Chordata, Actinopteri, Anguilliformes, Anguillidae. The transcript has 35 exons.